AGAUGCUCUAAGUGUAUAUAGAGAAAGCGAGGAACAAAAGAAUAUAAACCAAUUGAAGUUUGCGAUUGAGUUUUGAGUAAAUGAUAAUUGCAUGGUUAAUAUCGAGAAUAAUAUUGGACUACUAGUCUACUAGUGAACUACUACUGGGCCCCCGCAGUUUUGGCCAUCACACUGAUUUUUGUGGCAUUCUUCAGAGCACCACUAGUGGAGUACUUAAGGGAGGAGUACUAAAGGGUGGACCCUAUCAUAAGCACCGAAAUUUGCACUGUUUCGCGGAUUUCACUGACACGUGGCGGUAUUGAUUCGUUUUUAAUUUUUUCUUUCUUUUUUAGUCAGACAAAAAUAAAAAAAAUAAGCAUCCUAUUUGAGGUUUAUGGGUUAAAGAUAUUCUUAUUGGUUGAAAUGUGUGUGACCUAUCACCAACUAUCCAAUCGUGAAUAGCCAUAUUAUUAUAGAGAGAUGUGUGUGCAUAGCAUAUUAUUACAGAAAUAUCUUUCUUUUUCAUUUAAUUUAAUUUUCAUAGGUACAUAAACUAUAUCCAAAAAAUCUUAAACACUAAAUUCUAUGACAAAAAAAAUAGAGUUACAGAACCAAUCAUCCACAUUAUUUUCAGUGGAGUAAAACAUAUUAAACCCAAGCAUAUAUACAAUCAAUAAUACCCAAACUCCUGUAAAUGGAUAGCUUUCUAGGAAUAUGCUCCAAGUCUAUUUUUCGUAUCCAAGUCUAUUAAUGAGAUUCACGAAUACUAAAUUCCAUCAAAAGUGCGGGGAACCAUUAACGUAUUCGUAUCAUAAUUUAAUUAUUAUCCAUAGACUAUUAUUGACUUGAAAGGUUGAUGAUUUAUAUAGUACUAGAUUAAUUAGCAACAAAUUAUUGUUACAAAAACCAAAUAGUAUUGAUAUAUGUUUGCAUAUUCCGUUUAUUGUAGUAAUUGGCGUGAAUAACUUUUCUUUUGACUACUAUUUCAGUUGAAGUUAAUAUCACCAAAAAAAUAUUGCCAUUUUCAAAAUUCUCGGAUGAUCAUAAAUAAUUUUAUUUAUUCCAUUUCAAAGAAAAACAAAUCAUCCGACGCGUGAGGAUAUAUAGCUCACCAUUAAAAAUGGGAACAUCUGGUAGACCGUAAUUAAUGACUUAAUAUGUAUUCAAAGCUUAAAGAUCACACGUGAUCACCUAGUCCAAACCAACUAGAUAUUCAAAUAUACAAAAACCUCGUUAUGGCAAAACAAUAAAGCCUCUUACCAAAUUAAAAUAUAGCCAAAACAAAUAUGGUAACUUUGAUACGGACGUGAAUUCGAGACUUGGUCACGAUUGUGUUAAUUAGCAUGCAGAAAAAGAAAUAACCGUCCUUGACCAUUGACCAACACUUGGUCCUAUAUAAAAUAACCAUACACUAUUCCGCUAAUUCACAAGCUCCUUUGCUCUUUCUCAUACCGUAAGCAACAAGAAACACAUUAAUCAGAAGCUAACUCUAUUUUAUAACUCAAUGCAACUCUCCAAGGAUCAAGAGACGCCGCCGUCUCCGCCUCGCUCACCACCACCGAAGCUGAGUACGGUGGCGUGCCCCUCAAGAAAGCCAAGGGAGAGGACUUCGAGCCCUUUUUCUGAGGUGUUGAGACGCAAGCGACCACCGAUGCUUAACCGAGAGUUGUUUCCUCAGGCUCCACCGUGGAGCAAAGAGGCGGUGAAGACGCCGCCGUAUGAGGAUGUUGAAGCUGAGAAAGAUGGAGUUUACUCCGUUUACUGCAAAAGAGGAAGGCGCCGAUGGAUGGCGAUGGAAGAUAGGUACUCCGCUGUGGUUGAUCACGACGGAGGAGGGCGUAGAAAGGCUUUCUUCGGCGUUUACGACGGUCACGGUGGAUCCAACGCGGCGGAGUUCGCGGCGAAGAAUCUCGGUAACAACAUUGAGGCGGCGGUGGCGGCGGCGAGAUCCGGAGAAGACGGUUACUCGAUUGAGAGAGCGAUAAGAGAGGCUUACCUCAAAACGGACGAGGAGUUCUUGAAAGAAGGCUCGGGAGGCGGCGCGUGUUGUGUAACCGCUCUUAUAUCGAACGGCGAGCUUGCGGUUUCAAACGCCGGUGAUUGUAGGGCGGUGAUAAGCCGCGCUGGAGUUGCGGAAGCUCUUACCACCGAUCACAGUCCUAAUCAAGAAAAUGAACUCAUAAGGAUUAGAGCUUCGGGUGGUUAUGUUGACUGUCAUCACGGCGUGUGGAGAAUUCAAUGGACACUAGCCGUCUCACGUGCAAUUGGAGACGAGUAUCUCAAGAAGUGGGUAAUAGCUGAACCGGAAACCAGAACAUUAAAGAUUAAACCGGAAUUGGAGUUCUUGAUCUUAGCAUCUGAUGGCCUUUGGGAUAACGUAACGAACCAGGAGGCGGUUGAUGUGGUUCGACCAUACUGCAUAGGCGUGGAGAAUCCAACAACACUUCCUGCUUGCAAGAAACUAGCCGAGCUAUCGUCUACGAGAGGGAGCUUGGAUGAUAUUAGUGUCAUCAUAAUUCAGCUAAAACAGUUUGUGGCAUGAUUCUAGUAUUCAGCUAAACUUGAUUAAAAUCAUUAGGUCUUGACUUAUUGAUUAUUAUGUUCGGUAUUUAUAUGUAAAUAUAAGUUUCAAACACAAUUUCAAACAUUUAUCAAUAUUAUUAUUCUUGGGGAUAUCAAGAUCCAAGUGUCUUUAGCUUGCGAUAUGUUCCCUAUAUAAAGUGGAAAGAACAUAAUUUAUAACGAAAAGUGCACCACCCAUUUUACAAAAAAGAAGAAAGAGAGUGCAACACCUAACCAUUUUGAUUCUUGACAAUUUGAAACGACUUUAUCAAUCCGCUCGGUUAAUUAUCAUUUCAGUUGUGUUGGUAUUCUAAUUAUGGUACACAUUAAACGGUUGAUAUGAUUUUUGCAACUAGUGCUAUCAUCGGUCAGCAUAAUGGUAUUUGUUUAACUAUAUAUUUAUUUAUUAAAUAAUUAUAUAUGUAGUUUUAAGAACAACAAAUUAUAAAAAUUGAUUUUAAAGAACAAUGUAUAUUCUUAAUGCAGAAUUCUUAUUACAAAUAACAUUUAAUCAUGUGUUACAUUACUAAAAUAUUAUUAAAUAUAUAAAAAUUAUUAUACUGACUAAAUUUAUUUCCAAAUAGUAAGCUAAUUAGAGGGUGUUAUUCAAUCAAUAAUUUAAUGUCAAUAAUCAAUGUUUUGAAAUCGAUCGAAUUUUAAAAAUUUAAGAUAGUUUAGGUAGGUGAAUUUGAAAUCUCUACAAUAUACCUUAGAUUUUGAAUUUAUUUAUUUAAAACAGAUGAUUUGAAACUAAUAUAAAAUGCAAAAAAAAAACUUAGAAUCUUUGAAAGUUGAAUAACACUAAAUCUUAAACAUUAGAUUUAAAUCAUUCAUUGAAUAACAUUAUUUUUAAAAUAUAAUUUAGAACCAUCACUUAAAUAACAGUAAAUAUUGUUUAGAUAUAAUCUCUACUAAAAUACAUCAUUAAAUUGUUGGGAGAAGCUAAUUUACAUGAUUUUAUACAAAUUGGUAAGUUUAAAAUAUUCUUUUGGUUGGCUCCCGAAAUUGGUUGGCUCGUGUAGUCAUUUAGCUAUGGUGAACUCUUCGUGGACAAAGUCUCAUAUCGAAGCGAUCUGGAGGAUUCCUGAGCGGAUUAGACGGGUGUGUACCCUCCUUGUGAUACUUCAGGACUCCAGGUGAUAGCAGCUCCAGUGUUAUGAUUUGUUUUUUUUUUUUUUUGAAAGAAUGUUAAAUUUAUUCAAAUAAAAAAAAGUUUUUGUACAAUUAGUGCAUCUUUAGUCUAAUAUGAGAGAUAAUUUUUGAAACAUUCAUAAAUCACAGCAGCCUAGUCUCUAGUAGAAAACCAGACCACCAUUGUUUUGUUGAAAGUUGUUCUUCCUCGUCCACGUAUAGAACUGAUUCGGUUCCGUACUUGCUUGUCGAUGAACUUGAUAAGAAGACUUGGGGAAUGAUUGACCGUGCCAUGCCUUCUCCCGUUUCUCUCAAGCCAAAUGGUAUGCACAGAGAGUUGGAAUACAUAUCGAAGAAGAAACUUGGUAUCUCCUGAGAUAGUAUUUGUAGAUAACAAAGCAAGAACCUGACCCCAAAUGUGUGAGUAGCUCUGCCUCAAAAGUUUUUUAGUGAGGUUUCUCCAAAUGGCCUCGGAAAAAAGAUAGCUGAAAUAUAGAUGAUUCCGGGACUCAACAGCGGCAUUGCAGAGCAAGCACUGAGCAUUCGCCUGAGGGUUCCACUGCAGCAGUCUAUCUCCUGUUGCCAGUCGGUUAUGUACUGCAAUCCAAGCCAUGACCGAGUAUUUAGGCGUUGAUCCGGAGAACCAGAUGCCCUUAUACCAUGGAACCUUUACUUGCUGCACACGCGUAAGAGUCCAAGUUUGGUUCGUGUCGAAACCAGGUCAUAACACUAGUCAGUGUUAUGAUUUGUAUCUGUAUUUGUUUAACAUCUUGGGGUUAAUGCAGCACUUCCUCUUGAAAUAUCAACAGAUCCUCCAGUUUUCAUAUCUGUUGCUCAGUUUCGUCCUGAGAAGGUGAGUGACACUUGCAUUUGUAUUUGUAUUUGACUUUACGAAUGUAUUGAUAUAAUGUUCAAAAAAUUUAUAGGCCACAAUUAAGUCAUUUAUAGGGUAUUAUUGAUUAGACGGGCGCCUAGACCAAUUUUUUUAAAUGCUUAGGCCAAUUUUGCAAAA
Brassica rapa (field mustard) is the source of this 4684-nucleotide messenger RNA. Its product is annotated as probable protein phosphatase 2C 30. Gene Ontology annotation, biological process: protein dephosphorylation. The record is from RefSeq and is a predicted model, not a curated record. NCBI's taxonomy places the organism in Eukaryota, Viridiplantae, Streptophyta, Magnoliopsida, Brassicales, Brassicaceae. Gene Ontology annotation, molecular function: protein serine/threonine phosphatase activity; cation binding.